Cuscuta campestris is the source of this 1231-nucleotide messenger RNA. The record is from the annotation of a GenBank genome assembly. NCBI's taxonomy places the organism in Eukaryota, Viridiplantae, Streptophyta, Magnoliopsida, Solanales, Convolvulaceae.
AUCUUUCUUCCUCUUCCAUCAUCCAAUUUCACGUUCAUCAUUUGCAGGGUCCUCAACAGGGGUGUGUGGAAUGUCAGGGAUCUGCAAGAUGCCUAUCUUUUGUGAAUACAAUUUUCCAUCCAAAUAUUGAUGAAAUAGUCUGGCAUAUGGUCCAGUACUGUGCUCAUGACGGUCCAGUGGGUGGAGGAGGAGAAAGUGGCGGUGGGAUGAUCCAUUUCUGUCUGUGAGAUAUCCCGCCGGAGAUGUGUAUCAAAUGUUUAGAGGAAGCACUAUCCUGUUCUUUUCCGCGUCCACGAUUGAGUUAUGGGGCACCAUGGUAGCUCUUGCUAUAAACUACUUGCCUUUGACAUCUUCCAUCAGUUCCAUGUUGCUUCUCCAUUUUAUCCUUAGCAAUUGAGGUUUGUUUUUUACUAUGGAACAUUUUACCCUCAGAGUACUGCUGGAAGAUGUUGCUAAUCGCUUUUUGGACCCUGGAUUUCAUGCACCAAAAUGUGAUGGCCUGUUCGCAGCACACAAAUGACCGGACCAAGUAAAAGAGGCGGAGGCAGGGAGAUCUCAUUUCUUUUCUAGCAUAUGAGGGCCGUUUCUAAUCAUUUCGUCUUUUUCGUUUUUUUCAGGUAGUAGUCCCUCUGGGAUCUAUUUUUCCUUAAUUAUCGUAGCGUAAUCACACAUUAUACUUAAACUUGUGUCUGAUAUAUACAAGAAAAAAAUGAACAACGCUGCAAUUACACAAGAGUUUUACCAAUUGGGCCUAGAACUGGAAGAUGAGAUGCAAUUGCUUCAUGAAUUGGGACAACACCCCCGGGACAUCCAUGCCUAUUCAGAGUUUGGGGGAUUUGAAACUGCAGAAGCGCAGGUUGCCUUCUUCGAAUGUGCCAACCGGGUGACGAGGAUAAGGAAUAGGAUGCGCGAGCUUCAUCACCAAAUGGUGAUCAAUCGUCUUUAGACCCCUUUCUUUCCUUCUUUCAUCUUUUUUAAUUCGUCACCUUAAUUAGUUUGCUGGUUCAUAGUCUAAACCGAGGUUUAGACUAAAUUUACAUUCCACUUGAACGUGAUCCUGCGACAGUUUUGUUUAGCAUUCAAGUUCAAUACUAUUAUAGAAAGUGGGUUUUUGUUAAAUACAAAAAUCUUGUUCUGUUUGAACUUCUCCCCUGGCUUGAGUGGUAGCAAGCCCACUCCCCAGGAUUCAUGGGGAAGUUCACCCAGGUUCGAGCCCCAGCGAAGGCAACAG